This is a messenger RNA of Portunus trituberculatus (swimming crab), 1750 nucleotides long. RefSeq names its product homeobox protein Nkx-2.8-like. Gene Ontology annotation, cellular component: nucleus. The record is from RefSeq and is a predicted model, not a curated record. NCBI's taxonomy places the organism in Eukaryota, Metazoa, Arthropoda, Malacostraca, Decapoda, Portunidae. Gene Ontology annotation, biological process: regulation of transcription by RNA polymerase II; cell differentiation. Gene Ontology annotation, molecular function: RNA polymerase II cis-regulatory region sequence-specific DNA binding; DNA-binding transcription factor activity, RNA polymerase II-specific.
CGCGGGAACAAGAAAAUAUAGUCAGAUUUUUUUUUUUCGUCUUUUUUUUCUCCCAACUGCUACUGCUCGAGUGUUUAUAGUGCUAUUCCUCCUCCUCCUCCUCCUCCUCCUCCUCCUCCUCCUCCUCCUCCUCCUCCUCCUCCUCCUCCUCCUCCUCCUGCUGCAGCUGCUGGUGCUCGAGUGCUAAAUGGCUACUGCUCCUCGUGAACCCAUGCAGCCCCAGCAGGAGGGAACAGCAGGCGGAGGGCGCGUCACCAGUUUCUCCGUAAGGGACCUGCUGCAGCUGCCGGACAAGCCAACUAAAGGCGCGGGCGCGGGCGUGGGCGAGCAGACAGUGGUGAGGGAGGAGGCGGGCGGCGACACCACCACCAGUGUCACCACAGUGCCCACCACCACCACCACCGCCGCCACAGACCUGGCGGAGGCUCUGCACCACCACCCCCUCCACCACCCCCACCACCUCACCCACCACCACCACCACCACCCCUCCCCCGUGCAGGCCGCGGCGGAUUCCACGGAGAACACGCACGUGGCGGAGGAGGACUACACGGCGGAGGAGGAGCUGGAGGCGCUGGAGGUGGAGGAGGAGGGGGAGGAGGGGCGCGAGGCGGGCGGGCGCAAGAGGAAGCGACGCAUUCUGUUCAGCAAGACGCAGACCUACGAGCUGGAGCGACGCUUCCGCCAGCAGCGCUACCUGUCGGCGCCGGAGCGCGAGCACCUGGCGGCGCUCAUCAACCUAACGCCCAACCAGGUGAAGAUCUGGUUCCAGAACCACCGAUACAAGACCAAGAAGCUGUACCGCGAAGGCCUCGCUGCCUCCAUCGAUGCCCCAUACGGCGCUGCGCCCGCCGCGCCGCUCUGUGCCCUGCCGCCCGCCCUGCGCCGCCUCUCCAUGCCGCUGCUCGUCAGGGACAGGCUGACGGGGGGCGUCAACCCUCGACCCGAUGCCCACGACGCCGCGGCGCUGCUGGACCCACGCCUGCACGCACCCCUGCCGCCCGUGGCCUUCCCCGGGCUGUUCUCAGGCCUGCUGGGGGCGUCAAGCGGCCUCAGGCUGGGGGCGAUGCCCCCAGCUUUGGCCCAGCCUGGCCUGUCCCCCGCCCUGGCCGCCUCGCUGCUGCUGCCCACCCACCCCUUCCUCUCCUCUGCCUCCUCCCUCUCCUCCUCACUGCCGCUCUUCUCCUCCCCGCCCGCCGCCACCGCCGUCACCGCCGCCCGCGCCUCCCUCAAGCUGCUCGACGGCGGCGGUGGCGGCGGCGGGUCCCCGUCGCCCUCGCCCACCACCUCGCUGUCCUCACCACGGCCCCAUUCGCCCCCCUGCUCUACUGACGGCGCCGCCCCGCCCCGCUUACCCACCGCCCCCGCCAGGUGGUGACGCAGCAGUGCAUAGCAGCGGCGGCGGCGAGAGACAGCGGCAUUAAUAUCUCCGGACGGGCAGCGGGCGGCGGGCGUGGGUGUGGCGCGCCGCGGUGAUAACGGUGAAAGUGGCAGUGUGUGUGUGUGUGUGUGUGUGUGUGUGUGUGUGUGUGUGUGUGUGUGUGUGUGUGUGGUGCGGGCGUGGUGGUGUGGUGUGUGGUGACUAAUCAGUGAGAAGGGACAGGUAUACACACGUGUGGUGAGCGUCAGUUAGCCAGGCGAGGCGAGGCGAGGCGCGGCACAGUGACAACACACCAACUCACCAACACACCAACACACAACACACAACACAACAACACACCAACACAACACACAACACCAACACACAACACAA